AACAUAUCUUUGCGUACUGCAAUGGCACAACCUCGUCCAGCAUGGGCUCGUUUCCGUUUUAUGGCUCAACCUACCCCAGUUGCACAGCCAGCUCCUCCUACUACUCCUGCACCACCUCCAGUCCAACCCCUGCAGCCACGGGCACCAUUUGGUCAGCCUGCAAGGCCACCAGUAGCGCCGUCUCAGGUAAGUCAGCCUCGGGAGCCUACUCCUCCGCCUCCGCGUUCACCUUCACCACCUCCACAGCCUCAGGAGCCUACUCCUCCGCCUCCCCGUUCACCUGCACCACCUCGAUCACCACCUCCUGCUGCUGCACCACCUGCACCGGCUAGAUCUCCACCGAGGUCACCUGUUGCACCACCUGUUCCAAUUGCACAGCCAGCUCCUCCUCCUGCACGACCUCCAAUCCAACCCCCGCAGCCACGGCCACCAUUUCGUCCACUGGCGAGGACACCAGCAGUGCCGCCUCUGGAGCCUACUCCUCGACCCCCGCCCGCUGCAACUUCGCCACCGAGGUCCGCUGUUGCACCACCAGUUCCUGCGCCUUCAACCCCAAGAAGGUCUCCAAUUUCAGCACCCCCAACUGCAGCCCCUUCACCAAAGCAUUUGGCUUCAUCGCCAGCUCGGGACCCCACUACUGCUGCUGCAUCAAAAUCUCCUGUCCCAAAAGAACCAGUGACAACCACAAAUCUUCGCGUUCCAUCUUCUCCAAUUCGCAAAUCUCCUCAAAGAGAAAGACAAGCUUCAUCCUCUUCAAUGUCAGCUUCUCCAGUGCCAAAACCAGUUUCAACUGCAGGCCUUGAAUCAUCUCCUAAAACUGUCAAACCAUUGGAAAAAACUCCGGUCCACUCCCCUAAACCGAAGCCAGAAACUCCUCCACCAUCUCCAUUCAUACUACCUCCCUCUCAAAUUAAGUCAGACAGCGAGCAUGAAUCAAGGAUACUUACUAAAGUCCACCAAAAGGACGUGCUAAUGCAUGAAACCAUCGAAAAAUUACCAAAGCUAAUGCCAACAAGUUUACAUUGCAGUAGCAUUGCUUCCAACGGAAAGCAAGAGUUACCAAAAGAAAAAGUUCCAAACAAGAAAAAUUCUGAUUCUGAAAAGUUGGGUAUGAGUUUUAUAACACUUGCAGGUGAAAACAAAGGAGCUGUAAUGGAAUUAAAUCCUUCCCGCAAUAAAAAGCAUGCUACCAAUCCUCAGAGCCUUCAGAAGAAUGGAAAUUAUGCUAAACUUCAGAGCGAAGGCGAAAAAUCGGGCAGUGAUGAAGAAGGAAGAUCAAACAAGGAGAAAAAUAAGAAUGCAAUAGUAAUGCAAUCACCACCAAUGACUGCAUAUGUGAACAGCAACGUUCAGGGAGUAAACAAUUCCAUUUUCUUCAAUGGUUCUUCCACUCAUCAAAAUCCAGGAGUUCAUCUCUCUAUCAAUCGAAAGGCAGAAGGAAGCCAUGGAAUUCACCUGAAGGAUCACCAUGCAUAAUGCAUCAUAAAUUUAAAGAAAAAUAAAAAUAAAACUCAAGAAAUGGAUGGCUUCCCUUCCGUACUUUAGAGGUUAUCAGCUUUUCGUGCUUCAUUCUGAAAUGUGUCAUGAAAUAAAACUUGGUUAUCGAUUUGAGUCAUUUAAAAUGUUACUGAAAUUAAAGGGCAUGUACUCCUAUUCCCCAACUUUUAAUUCAGUUCUAUUCUAGUGUUUCCUUCAGGAUAAACGAAAGAUAUGCUUAAUUUGUGAUUUAAUAAAUUUUCCAUUUACUGAGCA
Molecule: messenger RNA, 1752 nt
Organism: Olea europaea var. sylvestris
Lineage: Eukaryota; Viridiplantae; Streptophyta; Magnoliopsida; Lamiales; Oleaceae
Product: vegetative cell wall protein gp1-like
Exons: 1
Coding region: 22-1476 (484 amino acids)
Source: RefSeq, a predicted model, not a curated record